Juglans regia (Persian walnut) is the source of this 447-nucleotide messenger RNA. RefSeq lists its product as uncharacterized. The transcript has a single exon. The record is from RefSeq and is a predicted model, not a curated record. Lineage: Eukaryota; Viridiplantae; Streptophyta; Magnoliopsida; Fagales; Juglandaceae. Bases 1 to 447 code for a protein of 148 amino acids.
AUGGGGGCAACGGAGAGACCUUAUAGUAUGAUGGAAGUUUUUAGAUCAGCAAUGGUGGAUAGUAAACUAAAUGAAGUACCUUUUGAAGGUGAUUAUUUCACCUGGAGCAAUAGAAGAGAGGGCCUUCAUUUCACAAAAGAGAAAUUGGAUAGGGCCUUGGGGAAUUUGUCUUGGUUCUCCCUUUUUCCUGACUACUAUGUUUCAACCUUAAGUGCCUAUUGUUCUAACCACUGCCCCAUCCUUCUAACCACUGGUGCAGGCUUGACAACUGGUAUGAGAAACCAAAGGCCAUUUAGAUAUGAAGCCAACUGGGAUUCUCGAGAAGAAUGUGGUGAUUUGAUUAAAAAGGCCUGGGACAACAUCUCACACCAAAGAUCACAGGAAACAUCAGAGAGCCUUCUCAGGUGCAAGGAACUUCUGCAGCAAUGGAGCAAGAGCAAUUUUUAG